Molecule: messenger RNA, 1117 nt
Organism: Lactuca virosa
Lineage: Eukaryota; Viridiplantae; Streptophyta; Magnoliopsida; Asterales; Asteraceae
Source: the annotation of a GenBank genome assembly
AUGGCACAAAUCAACAUCUCCACUACAACUUCACUGAAGCAAAUCCAAGGUUCUAAAGAUUAUUGGAAGGCUUUGGUGUUGGUGAUACUAAACAUCAGACCAGUUCAUAUGGAGCUACACAUUUUCUUGAACGUAUGGCCUUCAAAAGCACACUUAAUAGGGGCCACUUGUGUGUUGUGUGUGAAGUGGAGGCAAUUGAUGGCAAUGUGGCAAUUUCUGCUUCAAGGGAAAAAUGCGAGGUCAAAGAACAGAUUGAGAAGAAUAAACAGUAUAGUUGUGGAGGAUUUUGUAGCUGCAAAAUAUACAGCUCCUCGAAUGGUACUUGCUGUAUCAGGAGUUGAACACGAGGAACUGUGGAAAUACGCAGAACCUCUUCUCUCUGAUUUUCCAGGUGGCACUCAGGUUGAGGAGCCGAAAUCAAUGUAUGUUGGUGUUGAUCACUGUGUUAUGGUUGACAUAGGGAGAAAUAGUUUUGCUCAUGCAUUUGAACUUCCUGGUGCAUCUGAUGUCAUGCUUUCUUUUGCUGCUUUUCCUAUAGAAAUCCCAGGAGAGGUGGUCUUUCUUCACCCUGUUCAUAAUUAUGCUAUUAUUGCAUACGACCCUUCUGCCCAUGGAACCACUGGUGCUUUAGUUGUACGAGUUGCUGUACUUCUUCCUGGUAGGCAAAUUUGCAUAUGAUCUAUAGGUUCCUGUAUACAUUGUUGAGAUCUCACCUCAAAACAUGAGAGGUAGGUUAGGAUUUGUUAACCUGGUUAGUUAUGAUUCUUUUUCUUUCAUCAGGAAAACUUAUCAUCUAUUAUCUUUUAUUAUUUUGUGAACUAGCUUAAAUAAUUUAAUAUAAUUUACCUAUUUUUAGCUCUCUGUCACCAUUGAACCAAAUUUUUUAAUACUGAUGAUGGAUGCUGCUAAUAAAGAAAUGGAAGAAGCCAUGGAAGCUGCUAAAAAUGUGUCAAGAAAGCUUCACUUAUUUAAAGAUCAGAUACAUAAGGCCAUGUUGUUAUCUUAUGAUCUUCCUAUGUUGCUUAAGGAAAUGGUUUCUUUUGAUGAUACAUUUAUUGUAUGAAAUAGGUUUUUUGUAUGAAACACAAAGUAGAUUAGAUGAAUGAAUGUUGGUACG